AUGGCACCGCAACUUGAACCCUUUUUCAAGCAGGUCGACGAUCUGUCUGGUUCUUUCAUUGACCGUCUGCGUAAAGCUGUCGCUAUCCCGUCUAUCUCCGCGCAGGAUGAGAAUAGAAAGGAUGUCUUCAAGAUGGCCCAUUUUCUCGCGUCUGAGCUUGAAUCCUUGGGCGCUGAAGUGGAACAGAGACCGUUGGGCAAACAACCUGGAAAGGAGCACCUUGAUCUUCCUCCCGUUGUGAUUGCUCGUUAUGGUAAUGACAAAAACAAGCGAACUAUUCUGGUCUACGGACACUAUGACGUACAACCUGCCUUAAAAGAAGAUGGCUGGGCGACAGAGCCUUUCCAAUUGACGGUCGAUAGCCAAGGAAGAAUGUACGGACGCGGAAGCACGGAUGAUAAAGGCCCAGUUCUAGGCUGGCUGAAUGUGAUCGAAGCCCAUAAGAAAGCUGGCGUUGAGUUUCCUGUCAAUUUGCUCUGCUGCUUCGAGGGAAUGGAGGAGUAUGGCUCGGAAGGCCUGGAAGAGUUCAUCCAAUCCGAGAGCAAGAAAUUCUUCAAGGAUGCGGAUGCAGUCUGCAUUUCGGAUAACUAUUGGCUUGGAACUGAGAAACCCUGUUUGACUUACGGGCUUCGAGGCUGCAACUAUUACUCUGUUAGCGUCUCGGGCCCCGCGCAGGACUUGCACAGCGGGGUCUUCGGUGGCUCUGCACACGAGCCGAUGACUGAUCUGGUCAACGUCCUUUCUAAACUUGUUGAUCCUCGGGGUAAUAUCCUGAUCCCUGGAAUCAUGGAUCUUGUUGAGCCCCUCACAGAAGAAGAGAAGUCCCUGUAUGGAGGUAUCAGCUACACCAUGGACAACCUCCACGAAUCAUUGGGCAGUGAGACUGGCAUCCAUGCCACCAAAGAAAGAACUCUCAUGGCAAGAUGGAGAUACCCAUCUCUAUCUAUCCACGGCAUUGAAGGCGCAUAUUCUGCUCCUGGCGCUAAAACUGUAAUUCCGGCAAAGGUCAUUGGCAAGUUUUCGAUCAGAACUGUCCCUAAUAUGGAGAGUGAGGAUGUAAACAAACUUGUUUUUGAUUACAUCAAAGGGGAAUUCGCCAAACUGAACAGCAAGAACAAGUUGGAUGUGUGGCUUCAACAUGAUGGGAAAUGGUGGGUUGCCAGCCCAAAGCAUUGGAACUUCGCAGCUGCAAGCAAAGCAGUGAAACAAGUCUUUGGCGUUGAACCAGAUAUGACCCGUGAAGGCGGCAGCAUCCCCGUCACACUGAGCUUCGAACAAGCAACAGGGAAGAAUGUCUUGCUUCUGCCAAUGGGAAGCUCAACUGAUGCUGCUCAUUCAAUUAACGAGAAGCUUGAUAAGAGGAACUACAUUGAAGGAAUCAAGCUGCUGGGAGCGUAUUUACACUACGUUGCAGAAGAGCCUAUGGACAUUUGA
Aspergillus sclerotioniger CBS 115572 is the source of this 1434-nucleotide messenger RNA. RefSeq names its product M20 family dipeptidase. Lineage: Eukaryota; Fungi; Ascomycota; Eurotiomycetes; Eurotiales; Aspergillaceae. Gene Ontology annotation, molecular function: metallodipeptidase activity. The record is from RefSeq and is a predicted model, not a curated record. The coding region runs from base 1 to 1434 and encodes 477 amino acids. The transcript has 5 exons. Gene Ontology annotation, biological process: proteolysis.